Messenger RNA from Prorocentrum cordatum, 1910 nucleotides. The record is from the annotation of a GenBank genome assembly. Lineage: Eukaryota; Dinophyceae; Prorocentrales; Prorocentraceae.
GUGCCGGCGCGCUGCAGGCCAGCCUUGCCCAGCGCUUCCGCCUGGCGCGCGAGCGCCCGCAGGCCGCCAGGGGGUCCGCCGACCCCUGCGGCAGGGCGCGGAGGGCCUCGCGGGUCUCCCGCCGCAUGCCCCUCUUCACCAUCCCCGAGUUCACUGGCGAGGACCAGGGCGAGGAGCACCCCUGGGUGGACGCCAUGCUGCACGGCACGUGCUCGGCCGGGUCCGUGCUGACUGGGGGCCUGGUGCCAAGCGGCGAGCUGGGCAAGGCGCUGCAGACCGCCUUGGAGCCCGUCGCCGUAGCCUGCUCGGACACUGAGGGCCCUGCGCCGCAUUCGCUCGUCAGCGCCAGCUGCGCGCUACUAGAAGGCGAGGGCGAGGGCCAGGACGGCGCGGGCGAGAGCGAGGGCGAGGGCGGCGCCAAGGAGCCCCCCCACUGCCCGAGCCGCAGCUUGAUCCUGGACAGCUGCACGCCCCUGUACGAGGACUCCUGGGUCCCAGGCGUCGGCCCCGCGGCGUCGCGGCCGCGCCGCCCCGCUGGCAGCCAGCCUGGGACGCCGCCGCCGGCCAGCGGCGCGGCGCUGCCGCCGUGGGCGGUCAGCAGCCCGGCGCGGCUGCGGAGGGCCUGCUCCCUGAGGCAGAGGCCUCGCCCCGCCGAGCAGGGCGAGCAGGGCGGAGCGCAGGGCGGUGACUCUGGCGAGCAUGGCGGCGCGCCCGCGGGCAGGGCGCCGCUGUCGCUGCUCGCCAGGCGCGCGGCCGCCUACAGGGAGCCGCGGGCCGACAUCGCCGCAGAGGGGCUGUCGCCAGAGCAGAGGCGCCGGAGCCUGCUGGAGCCGGGGGGCGCGGCGGGGCAGGCGGUCGGCGAGACCGAGCAGGCCAGCCUCAGCAUCGCGAUGGGCAAGACGCAGAGCGAGGUGGUCGCCUCCCCAAGUCGCGAGUCGAUAGAGGUGCGGAGGGUGCGCUCCGACCCCAGCGGGCUCCCCGCGCGGGUGCGCGCGCUGCAGAGGGCGCCGGACCGCUCCUCCGUGCUCGCCGGCGGCCUGGUGCACUCCAGCCCGGGGCCCGCGGAGCCUGCGCGGCGAAGUCAUCGACGAGGGCCUGGUCUCCGAGUCGGGCCCGGACGCCGCCGAGUCGGGCGGCGACUCGGGGUCCACCUGCGAGGGCGGGCGCGAGGGCGACUCGGGGUCCGCCUGCGAGGACGACGCGGAUUUGCUGAUCUCGGACGCCCUGGUCGCCGUUGGCGCGCGACCGGGGGUGACCUGACCGGCGGCCUCACGAUAGGCCGACAGCGUCCCUGCUCGGCCUUCCCGUCCCUCCUCCGCCGCCUCAUCUUCUCUCUCUCUCUCUCGCUUUGUUUCCUCGUCUGCCUCUCCUGGGCGGGGCGUGCACCUCUGGAAGCCCUGGGCAUAGGGCAGAGGGCACGCCCACCACGCUGUCUUUUUUGUCUUGUCGGUCUCUCUCUCUCUCUCUGCCGAGGGUGCGCCCGCCCGCUGCACCCUGGUCGUCGAGCCCGCUGCUGGGCGUUUAUCUACAUACGCGCACGCCUGGCGCACUUCACCGCUUUCAGAUCACUGGCGAUGAUUCGUCUGGGGGCGCGGAUUGGACAAAUCACAUCGUCGGAUGUCCGGUCCCUCGUCUCCUGCCGUGUCGCCACGGCGACACGGUGGGACUGCUUUCGUGCCCCUGGGCCGGCAGAGGGCAAUCCACGGCGCGGUGCCUGCGAAGCACGUCCCAUCGGGUGCGCUUGGUGCUACACGUGUCCCAAUGGGUGCGUGCAGCAGCAAUGUCACAGAAGGGUUUCUGGAACCCGCCAUGUGAAGGUAGCUUUGCGUUCUGCAAUGCGGCCAGUCAACGUGUUUACAGCGCUGCACAGUUUCAAGGCUGUGCCGUCUGUGCCGCGUGUGCUGCGCUGA